Messenger RNA from Loa loa (African eye worm), 777 nucleotides. RefSeq lists its product as hypothetical. The transcript has 6 exons. Lineage: Eukaryota; Metazoa; Nematoda; Chromadorea; Rhabditida; Onchocercidae. The coding region runs from base 1 to 777 and encodes 258 amino acids. The record is from RefSeq and is a predicted model, not a curated record.
AUGGCAAUGUAUGAUUUAGAUGCAAUGUUUGAUUUGAUAUUAAGAGAAACAAGACAAAAAAGUUUAUAUUAUAUGGGAUUUUCACAAGGUACAACGAUUAUGUUUGCAAAACUUUCACGAAAUCCAGAAUUUGCAUCAAAGAUUCGAAAAUUUUUUGCAUUAGGACCAGUUGGAACUGUUGCUCAUUUAAUGCGAUUAGUCUUUGGUGAUAAAUUUUUUGCUUUUGAUUACAAAUUAGCAAAAUUAACUAGCAUGCUAAUUUGUGACAAACCUUUUUUAAAUCCAUUAUGCCGAGAUGUUCUCUUUCAAAUAGCAGGUCCCGAAAGUAAUCAAUUCAAUGAGAGCCGUGUAUCGGUAUAUAUUGGAGGACAAGGUGGUACAUCAGUAAUGAAUAUGAUUCAUUGGAUACAAAUGGUUAAUAGCGGGAAAUUCCAAGCUUAUAAUUAUGGGUCAACGAAGGAGAAUCAAAUAUAUUAUGGAAGUGAUUCACCACCAAUCUACAAUCUAAGUUUGGUUAAUGUUCCAAUUUAUUUGUUUUCGGGUAUGAAUGAUUGGCUUGCAAAUCCUGUAGAUAUUCAAGAAUCACUGCUAUCAAUGUUACCAAAUAAGUCAAUCAAACGAAGAAAACAAUUCAACGAUUACAAUCAUUUGGAUUUCAUUUGGGGUUUAAGAGCGGCUGACGAAAUUUAUCGACCAAUUAUAUCGAUCAUUAAAAUGCGAAAAAGAGUGAAGAAAUUGCUCGACAAUUUUAUGACAACGAAAGUUCGCCAAAUUUAA